GUCUCCUCAGUCUCUAGCCUAAGUAUUACCUGUAUCGCAAGUAUAAUAGGCAUCUCCUUCAUGUAAAGGAGCUUCUUACCUCGAGCGAAGACCUACGUCGAUAUCUAGUCGAGUGCAUCUUCUCUUCAUACUUUUUUCCCAUCUACCUAUAUUCGUCCUAAUUGCAUCGUCCUCGACCGAAACUCAUAAUGUCUUUCAAGAAACACCCUCGCCAAUAUGACCUAGUGGUGUUCGGCGCAACUGGCUAUACCGGGUCACUGAUUGCGGAACAUAUCACAACCCACUUCCCAACAUAUCUAAAAUGGGCGAUAGCCGGUCGAUCUGCUGACAAGCUGCGGAAUGUAGUUCAAGGAUGCAAAGCCUUGAACUCUGAUCGUCAGCCUCCAGAGAUUGAGAUAUGUGGUCUCAAUGACGCAGAUCUUGCGGCGUUGGCCAAGAAGACUUUUGCGCUCAUCACGACAGUUGGUCCGUAUGCAAAAUACGGAGAGUUUGCCUUCAAGGCUUGCGCAGAAGCUGGCACUCACUAUUUCGAUUGCACCGGCGAGGCUGUUUGGCACGCAUCUAUGAUCAAGAAGUAUGAAGCAUCCGCGAAGGCGACGGGUGCUUGCAUGAUCCCCCAGGCCGCCAUCGAAUCUGUGCCGUCGGAUUUAAUGACCUUCUCGAUGGCAUCACUCAUCCGAUCCGAGCUCUCAGCCCCGGUGGGCGACGUUGUGGUUAAAAUACAUGAGAUACAUGGUGCACCGUCGGGUGGUACUCUCCAUACGCUCCUAGGGCUCUUCGACGUCUUUCACUGGAAAGAAGUGGUUAAAUCUCACAAACCAUAUGCUCUAUCUCCUGUCCCGAACUCAAAACAGGCCCCUAAGCCUUCGUUGCUUUCAAAGCUAACAGGCUUAUAUACCAUCCCCAAGCUUGGACUCAUGUCAACCUCCAUGACUGCCGGGACUAACACAGCAGUUGUGCAGCGUACCUGGGGUCUGUUCAAACAGGAGCCAUCGUUGCAGAAGCAGUUCUAUGGACCGAACUUUACUUACCGGGAAUUUAUAAAAGCGAAGAACCACCUAAGGGGUAUGGCGAUGCACUAUACCCUCAUAGUCGGCGGCGCAUUGCUUAUGUUCUGCUCGCCAAUUCGAAAGUUAAUGCGCAACUUCGUCUAUCAGCCCGGCGAAGGAACAAGUAAAGAAGAUCAGGCAAAAGAGUAUAUCCAGUUCCACGGAAUCGCAACGCCAGACGUCCAACCUAGCAUCGGCAAGCAAGCAUGGUGUAAGGCUGAAUAUAGUGGCGGAUUGUAUUAUUUGACUGCGGUGUUUGUUAGCCAAGCUGCCUGCACAAUAUUACAAGACGACCUCGACCUCGUAGGAGGUGUUUAUACCCCUGCAUGUUUAGGCCAGGGAUAUAUCGACCGUUUGAAUAAUGUUGGCUUCAAACUAGAGUCGAAGAUUAUCGACGCAUAGUUUUCUCUUGGCUGCGUUCCGCAUUUGUCCAGAAUAAGCCGAGAGGCGUUAUUUCGGCUUCAUAUGGCCGGCGUUAGGAUUUGGCAUCUAUGAUUGUGGAAGGUCAGAGAAUGACCCGGAACUAAUAUGUUAAACAGGCGGAGGUUAUGCAUAUGAUCGAACUUGUUUUAAGAAGAAGUAAUGGGCUGGAGUUCCAUCUUGAGCCUCUUUUCAAACCGUUUGCAUCUAACGACGGAACUGGCGAUAAUAGGAAAGUGUAUUAUGCAUAAAUGUAUGUAUAAUACCUAUGCUACUACAUGUACAUAGGUACUGUGAUGCACG
Molecule: messenger RNA, 1772 nt
Organism: Daldinia loculata
Lineage: Eukaryota; Fungi; Ascomycota; Sordariomycetes; Xylariales; Hypoxylaceae
Exons: 4
Coding region: 189-1451 (420 amino acids)
Biological process (GO): glycolipid biosynthetic process
Cellular component (GO): mitochondrion; plasma membrane; lipid droplet
Source: RefSeq, a predicted model, not a curated record